AUGAGGGUGAAAUUGAUAGCCCAGCUCAAGUGCAUCUACACUAAUGCAGGUAGCAGGGGCAACAAGCAGGAUGAGCUGGAAGCCAUUGUGCAGCAGGACAACUAUGACUCAGUUGCUAUCAUGGAAACAUGGCUGACCUUCUGUGGGCUAAAUGUCAUCAAUCAUUUCCUCUGUGAUAUAGAUUCCUGCCUUGCCCUCUCCUGCAGUGACAUAUGGCCCAUGGAGCUGGCAACCUUCCUUGUCUCCAUAAUUGUUGUGGUGGCCUUCUGUGUGGUCACCCUGGUCUCCUAUAUAUACAUCCUCUCUUCUAUCCUGAGAAUUCAGUCAGCCCAUGGCCAAAAAAAAGCCUCUGCUCAUCUCAGUGUCGUCACAAUCUGGUAUGGCUCCACCAUGUUCCUGUAUGUCAAGCCAUCAGCCCCAAAUUCCCUGGAUCUGAACAAGCUUGUGAAUACCUUUACCACAGUUGUAACUCCUUUGUUGAACCUCCAUGGGUCCGGAUGGGAUUCAUCCUAG
Molecule: messenger RNA, 513 nt
Organism: Chaetura pelagica (chimney swift)
Lineage: Eukaryota; Metazoa; Chordata; Aves; Apodiformes; Apodidae
Product: olfactory receptor 6F1-like
Exons: 2
Coding region: 1-513 (170 amino acids)
Biological process (GO): G protein-coupled receptor signaling pathway
Cellular component (GO): membrane
Molecular function (GO): olfactory receptor activity
Source: RefSeq, a predicted model, not a curated record